AUGAAAAAGUGUGACAGAGAGGACAACAAAACACACAAAAAAUCUUUUCUAUACAAUUUUGUCAAGUUUUAGGUUGCAGAGAGAGCAUGGCGAGAGCGCCAUCCUAAUGGAAAGGGCGUAUAAACAUUUAGAGGAUCCAUUGGCAUUUGUAUUGAUUGAUCUAUAAUCUUAAUGCACUUCUUCAACAAAGGGCACUAUACAACAAGCGAUUAUAGAGACCCAAUAAAUAUCCUUCAAUAAGAACCUUAUCAACAAUGACAAAAUAGUACAAAAACAACUUUUUGGGGUUCAAAGUAAUAAAUUGUGUCUCAGGUAUUUGAUUUAUAUACAUAACGUUAUAUAUGCAUGUCACAUUGUUUUCAUACAUUUUGCAUUGCAUGGACUUUGGAACAGGGGUUCACAGAGUCCCUACAUAGAUCUACUCUUAUCAGAGUUAAACAGACAUUACCAAGGCUCAGUCAACUGGAGUCCAAAGUUUCAACAUAAGGAACAGAGAUGAUUGGCUGAAUUGUUUAUUUCCAUGGUAACACAACAAUACUGGCCAUGUCAGCAGACUGUCAUAUUUGCCCUUUCCCAUGCAGGGUUGGAAGUUACGCCCACUGGUCCUGAACACUGGGAUUGGAUAAAGUACUGAAUUAUCAGCAUCCCUGGAAGUUGUACAAGUGGCACAGAUUUCUGCCUUCCAAAUGCGAGAUAACGACCUGAACAACCCUGGGGCUGCAGGAAAGCCAGAUGGCUGGGGCUGGCUGAUGGGCUACAUUGUACCCACCGUGGUGCCACCGCUUGUCGGUUGGAUUGUCCACAAGGUAGACAAAAGGGAGAAAGAAAGAAAAAAACAACACACCAAGAUACAGGUAGACCAGAGCACAACACAGGUGGACCUAAGCAAAAUACAGGUGGACCAGAGCAAAAUACAGGUGGAACAGAGCAAAACACAGGUGGACCAGAGCAAGACACAGUUGGACGAGUGCAAGACACAAUUGGACCAGAGCAAGACACAGUUGGACAAGUGCAAGACACAAUUGGACCAGUGCAAGACACAGUUGGACAAGACAUUAGAGGAACUCCAACAAACCAAGACACAAGUGAACCAACUUCAAAAGGAAUUAAAAGAACACCAACAUGAAGCAUAUAGGCAGAAAGAAAGAGACAUUUGUGUGAAGGACAUG
This is a messenger RNA of Branchiostoma floridae (Florida lancelet), 1169 nucleotides long. RefSeq names its product MORC family CW-type zinc finger protein 3-like. The annotation marks the transcript as partial. The transcript is spliced from 3 exons. Lineage: Eukaryota; Metazoa; Chordata; Leptocardii; Amphioxiformes; Branchiostomatidae. The record is from RefSeq and is a predicted model, not a curated record.